GGUACUGAAAGAGUAGAGUCAAGAACUGAGUGAAAUGGAAGAGAAAGAUCAAUAUAAGAAUCAACAUGAUUUCUUAACUGGAGAAAACUCUUUUAGUUGCUCACAGACUGAAAAGACAGGAAGUAGUAGUUAUUUCAUCUGCCAACAGUGUGGAAAGUGUUUCCUUCAAAAACAUUUUUUUUAAAGGCACAUGAGAGUUCACACAGGAGAGAAGCCUUAUGCCUGCCAACAGUGUGGAAAGUUUUUCAGUCAAAAAGAAACCCUUAAAGCACACAUUAUAAUUCACAAUGGAGAAAAGCCUUACACACGUCCUCAGUGUGGAAAGAGUUUCACUCAACGUGGAAACCUUGGAGUCCACAUGAGAAUUCAUUCUGGAGAGCAACCCUACACGUGUCCUCAGUGCGGAAAGAGUUUCAAUUACAAACAACACUUUGAAGACCACAUAAGAACUCACACUGGAAAGAAGCCUUUCACAUGCCAACAAUGUGGAAAAAGUUACAACCGAAAAGGAAGCCUUAACAGGCACACGAGAACUCACACUGGAGAGAAGCCUUUCACAUGCCAACAAUGUGGAAAAAGUUUCAACCGAAAAGGAAGCCUUAACAGGCACAUGAGAACUCACACUGGAGAGAAGCCUUUCGCUUGCCAACAGUGUGGAAAGAGUUUCGCUCAAAAUAGAAACCUUAGGAUCCACAUGGGAAUUCACACUGGAGAGAAGCGUUUCGCCUGCCAACAGUGUGGAAAGAGUUUCGCUCAAAAUAGAAACCUUAGGAUCCACAUGGGAAUUCACACUGAAGAGAAGCGUUUCGCCUGCCAACAGUGUGGAAAGAGUUUUGACCAUCAAGGAAAACUGAGAGUCCACAUGAGGAUUCACACUGGAGAGAAGCCUUACAUCUG
Sinocyclocheilus anshuiensis is the source of this 897-nucleotide messenger RNA. Its product is annotated as gastrula zinc finger protein XlCGF57.1-like. NCBI's taxonomy places the organism in Eukaryota, Metazoa, Chordata, Actinopteri, Cypriniformes, Cyprinidae. Gene Ontology annotation, molecular function: DNA-binding transcription factor activity, RNA polymerase II-specific; RNA polymerase II cis-regulatory region sequence-specific DNA binding. The transcript is spliced from 3 exons. The record is from RefSeq and is a predicted model, not a curated record. The annotation marks the transcript as partial. Gene Ontology annotation, biological process: regulation of transcription by RNA polymerase II.